UACUUUUAAUACGUUUUAUGUAUUUGUGCUGCUUGAAAAAUAAAAAUUUAUAUAACGCAAGAUUAUAUUCGAUGUCCAUAAAGUUAAGUACGCGCAGUUAAAAUUAAGCUUGCGUUAAUGAACAAGAAUUUGUGUAGUGCAUAAUCAAAAAUGUGGAUAUUGAAAUGAUGAGAUAAAAUAAUGUAAUCAAAAUUAAAAUUAUAACAACAAUGUAAUUUAUAAAAGAGAGAUUGGAAAUACUCGCGAUACAACCUGAUUACAUGAAAUCGUAGCAUUAUGUAAUAAAAUAACACUUUUUUGUUUUAGUGUUUCUUACAUAUUUUUACAUAUAUUAUUUCUCGUUGUUGUGACGUUUCUCUUGACUAAAAAUAAUCUAUGAACGUAUUAUGUCAACAUCCAUUAUGAUGUGUAAAUUACGCGCUAUGCCAGAUAAACGUGUUUUACGAUUGAGAGAUAAGCACAAAUUGGUAUACCGUGUGCUGAAGAAUGACGAACAAAUUCACGAUGUAGGAGAUUUAUUGUUUGCCGAUCACCUAUGAGGAUUUCAGGAAACCACUUCACACUUGGAUGAGAGUAAAAGGUUUAAGAGGAAAACUUCUCGACUUAUUUCAGCUGAUAUUGCAAUCAGCUGAAUAAUUUCGAUCAAAUUGCAUUCUUUUCAUUUAAAAGAAAAUAUAAAAGAGUAGAGAACGGAAUUGAUUUUUAUCUCCAUUUAAUAAUUACAGUAAUUAAACGCCGUUAUUGUUUAAAUUUUCAAUCUGCAAACAGUUUGCGCAGAAUAAAACGGGAAGUACGUUCUCAAAUUACGAAGUGAAAAGAACAAGAAAGAAAUGUUGACUUGCGUCACUACUGCGUUCCUUUUUUUUGCGGCAAUACAUUGCUUCUUCCUGAGCCUCUUUUAUUCUUAACUCAAGAGCAAAGUGAAUCACGGUAUCACAUGCCACUCGAGCACUCUGCGGUCGGUUGUCGUUCGAAAAAUGUAUGCUUAUUCGAUUUUAUUCUAUUCUUCUUUGCUAUCUAUUUUUAACUUUUUAUGGCACGUAUUGGUAAUUUCGAGGACUUGGUCGAGCUGUUUAUUCCUUGUUUUUGCGAUCGAUUUUGAUAUUAAAAUCGAUUUGAAUAAUAAAAAAAUUAUCCUGAAAUUGAAAUGUUGUCUUGCAAAUAAUAAGCACAAGGUCUAUUAUGAUGUAAGUCAUAGGCCUUCAAUAAAAUGGUUGACCUCGGAACAAUAUUGGCAGGAUAAAAUGUUUGUAUGUUUUCAGUCUUGAAUUUAUCAGUGCAAUAUACCACAUUUGACGCAAGUAUGACGUAUACAUGUUGUUUUUCUAAUAUAUAAAAUAAUUAUAGAUUUAACAUGUUUCAGCAGUUCGUUAAAUUCAAUAUCUUUCAAAAUAUUUAAAAAAUAUGUUUGCAUUUUUCACAAGCAAAUAAAAUGUCGGGUUUUAUAAUGAGUUUUAAUGUCCAAAAAGUCGUAUAUUUAUUCUACUCUGUGUAGAAUCCGCAAUAAUACAAAAUUAUAUAAUUCAUACUGUCAGCAUAUGUGAAAUAUUUUGUAUAUAAAACGUAAAAAAUAUCUAAAAUACAAAAUCAAAGUUUAAUUUAUGUUUGGGAUUCAACGUUAUUCUCAUGGGCUGUUCACCUGAAGCAAUGAUCUAACAAUAAAAUGGUCUUUCCUCUUCUUUAUCAUCAAUCAUCAUUCUCUUAACACUCGGGAAAACCAGGAAAUUCCACUGAUUGUUUGAAUAUGACGUGCGCGGUAUUCUCGCGGUACCGCUGAUUUGUGGAAAACCGUGGGAAAUAUGGUAAAAAUAGAAAUAGGUACGAAAUGACCUAACAAGGGUGUCAUUAUUGCGUACGAUAUAGUUUAUAUCUAUCUUUUGUCGUAAUUAGUAUUUAUUGCUAUUGCAAUAAAAUCAUUUUAUGAUGACAAAGAAUUUACAUGAUUAAAUACUUGUUUUAUUCUUUUUAUAUUAUAUUUUGCACAAUUUAUUUUAAAUUUAAUAUAGAAUCUACAGCCGAGAAAAUUUGCAAUGAGAUAUACGAGCUCCUAAGUGGUGUAAGUCCAAUUUUUAAAUUGUUGGGAAAUCAGUGUUUUGCGUUUGAGCUGCCUAUCUGUUAUCGUUCACUUCUCCAACUUUGUACUGCUCUCAGCCGCUUACUUAUGAAGUUAGACUUACACAACUUGUUUACUACAUGCAGACAAUCCUUCAGAACAUAUUUCUCGUAGCGUAACGUACAUUUAAAAGGAUCUAUAUAAAUGCAGACUAGUUAUCUGCAAACACAGCUUAAACAUGCGUUGCAAAUUGAUUGUAUUGUUUCUAUUUUUUGAAUGUAUGGUAUUUUAUGCGGCGACAAAGCGUAUGUAUCAUCAUGAAAUCACAGUGUCCCAAAGAAAUACAUCAGACGUUACAGAUUUUGUCCUCGUAAAUCCAACACAAAUUCAGCACGCUGAGACAGUGAUAAAACAUUUCUUGACAAGAUUAACUGGACCGAUAACACAGCCGAUAAUAUUGAAAUCGUUAUUUCUUAAUGAAGGCAAUUCGCAAGAGACAAUUAGUAAGAUAUGUAAGAUUAUACGAGAGAAAAUUAUAGAGUUUGCGCAAGCCAGUGGACUGACCAUAUCGGUUCAUCAGGAUGAGCAAACACCAUGGAAUUUUACAAGCUCUAAGGAUUGGUUUACCGAAAGUAUAGUCCAGGGAUCGCUUCUAUUACGCGAUCUCGUUAAAGUGGGAGAAGAGAUUCGAUUUAAAAUCGAUCAUUAUUUCAAAAUGUAUAAUAUAACUUUAUUCAAGGAUGAGAAAUUGUCACCACGCAAGGCAACGAAGAGCUUUAAAUUUCUAAACACUAUAAAUAAAGCUGCCAGAUUUAAUGAAGAAUUGUUCAACUGCUUACUGUCAGUAGAAAAUAGAAAAAGUUUACAAUCUUUUGAUUUUAUUCGGAUCUUUGCGAAUUUAACAAAAGAUUCACCGAAUAAAACCGUAAAGUCAUUCAAAUCCGGCUUAAAUCGAGCUUUCUCCUAUUCUAUACCAGAUAACGGUACAAACGAUGAACAAUUGUAUGCGCUGUUUUGUCAUUCACUUGUCGAAAGAGCCAGUCACUACGGCGAUUGUAUCAAAGAGUUGCAACGUCUCGCGGUUUGCAUAUCAUUAUCGACGCGAGACUCGCACGUAGGAAUCAUUCAUUAUACGUUUCCUCCGUGGUUGAGCAAUAUUGGAGAUUUAAGCGACUGCAAGGUUGAUGUCUCAAACAACACUGUAAACAUUAAUUGCAAUUGGAAAUUCCCAAGGACUACAGUGCAGCAAAUGAAGUACAUUUAUGAGAAAAUUUUAAACCGCCGAAUAUUUAAACGGUCAUCUCUUCAUCGUGUCGCAAACGACCUCGGAAAUGUUCUCUCGAAAAGCACAUGGGGAAGGCAAUUGACGUACGAUGUGUGUCAGUGCUUCGCGAUUUAUGAAGAAGGCCGCAGAAGAUUAAAUGCACUUUCGAAAAAUGCUGCGAAAAACAAGAAAACGGCUAUGAGGUGCAAAAAGUUAUCAGCGUCAUUAAAUGAAUAUAAAAACGGAAUAUUAAAAGAAAUGAUGCUGACUAUUAAUAAUUUUCAUCGUUCUGCAUCAGUGAUGCAAAAGUUCCUAACUCACGUAAUGAAGUUUUCUUUCAAGGAAUCAUGGCAGAAUCGUAUUAGAAUUCUUGACUAUUUGUCUGAAUGGAUGACAAAACUUUUAGAAUUAUUUGGAUAUUCAAAUUUGAAUGAUAGAGAUGUACAAAUGCCAUCUAGUACUACUAUCUUACCAACUACAUAUGUGACAUAUUUAACCACAGUGACACCAUACAACAAUAUCUAUGUUAAAAAUAAUCAACAUCUUGUGGUACACCGUACAAAAAAUCAGAUGAAAAAGGAGACUGAUGCAGCCUUCGAAAGAUUGAUACUUACAAUGAGUGAUGUAAAGAAGAUACAAAGUAGAAACAAUAACAGCACUCUAGCAUAUCUAGCAAAUAAUAUGUUAUUGAUCGUCAUAUUCAUGGAGACUCUUAGUUUUGUUUCUACAUUAUUCUCUUUUGGAAAGUAUAAAGAUGAUAAAGUCAAUUCCGAGGCAGAAACAUCGACAGAAGAAUGGGAGUCAUCUGAACGUAAACGUAGAUCAUUGUUUUCAACAGAUUUCGCAGCAGUUGAUACAAUUAAAAAUGAUUCUUUGGGAAUACUUAAAACUUCUAAGAAAAUCAUCAACAUUUAUAAUAAGGAAAAUAUAAAUUUUACCAGAAAUAUACCUGUAGAUAUAACGAAUAAUUUUUACAGUUCAAUAAAAGGUUAUUCCAACAAAUAUAAAAAAUAAGAGGAAAAGCGGAAUUAA
Linepithema humile (Argentine ant) is the source of this 4349-nucleotide messenger RNA. NCBI's taxonomy places the organism in Eukaryota, Metazoa, Arthropoda, Insecta, Hymenoptera, Formicidae. The record is from RefSeq and is a predicted model, not a curated record.